AUGAGUCAGAACGUCACCCAUGCCCACGAUGGGGUGGAUCCUGUGAGCGCAGCAAGCCCAGGGGUCGAAUUGGAAGAUUAUCAGUCCCCAGCCAAGAAGGAUAUCUCUCAUGUCGAACGAGUGCUUUCACCCACAGAUGAUCUACAGAAAGAAGACAUGGAUUUCUCUCGAGUGGACAAUGAAGUUCAGAAUUAUGCUGCUCGGGGACAAGUCCAUAUUGACGAGGCCACAAACAAGCGUUUAAAACGUAUGAUUGAUCGACGCGUCUUGGUUAUCAUGAUCUGUACAUACUUUUUACAGGCCUUGGAUAAAGGGACCAUGUCCUUCUCGUCUAUAAUGGGUAUCAAGACAGAUGCUCAUUUGGAAGAUGGUCAGAAGUAUUCCUGGCUCACUACAUGUAUUUAUAUUGCCGUUCUUACCGUCGAAUACCCUACCAACUGGAUUAUUCAACGUGUUCCAAUCGCAAAAUAUCUGGGCAUCAAUAUUUGUUUAUGGGGCACGAUCCUGGCCAUGCAUGCUGCUUGUCAUAACUUUGCCGGAUUAGCUGCUGUUCGAACCCUGCUUGGUAUUUUUGAAGCUUGCUGUCAGCCUAUUUUCGUCGUUCUUUCUUCAAUGUGGUAUAAGAGGGAAGAACAGGCAGCUACAGUCACUUACUGGUAUAUGAUGAAUGGCGCGCAGCAAAUUGUCGGUGGCCUGUUGGCUUAUUGCUUUACUCUCAUUGGAGCUGACAAGGUUUUGAAAUCCUGGCAAGCUUUGUUCCUAUCUUACGGCUGUUUAUCUGUGUUAUGGGGCAUCUUUGUCAUUUGCUAUAUGCCCGACUCGCCGAUGCGUGCAAAAUGUUUCAGCGAAGAAGACAAACACCUGAUGGUUGAACGCCUCCGCUCCAACCAGACAGGUAUUCAGAAUAGGGAAUUCCGUUCCUACCAGGUAUGGGAAGCACUUCGGGAUCCUCAAACGUGGUGCUACUGCUGUAUUCAAAUCUUUACGACCCUUCCAACCAGCGGGCUGGGAGCUUUCGCGGGUAUCAUCAUGACGGGAUUCAACUUUACGACUCUACAAAGCCAGUUACUCGCCAUGGUAUUAGGAUUCUAUAUCAUCGUUAUCUUGUUGACAUCCGCGUGGCUUGUUAAGAAAUACCAGCAGAACCUUCUGGUGAUGUUGCGCUUUAUUAUUCCUUCGUAUAUUGGUACUAUUGUCUUGAUGACCGUGGAAAACACUAGCAUGGCUACAAAAGUCGGACUUCUAAUCAGCUACUAUAUCACGCUGUCUUUUUGGUCUGCCCAAACUCUGUGUUUGUCUAUGGUAUCUCGAAAUAUUGCUGGACAGACCAAGAAGGCGACAGUAGUAGCUGCUACCUUCAUUUCUUGGGCGGCAGGUAACGCAAUUGGUCCCCAAGUGUUUCUUGAUUGGGAUGCCCCACGGUACCACAUUGCUUGGAGCGUUCAUCUUGCGUGUUACGCCUGCAUGACGGCAGCUGUGAUCUACCUGCGCUUCUACCUGAUGCGGCAAAAUGCAAAGAAGGAUGAAAUGCUCGCUGCGGAGGGGUUCAGUGGGGCUGAUCCGGAUCUUAUCCAUGCGUUCGAGGAUAAAACAGACCAGGAAAAUAUGAAUUUCCGAUAUGUUUACUGA
Penicillium angulare is the source of this 1629-nucleotide messenger RNA. RefSeq lists its product as uncharacterized. Gene Ontology annotation, cellular component: membrane. The transcript has 5 exons. Bases 1 to 1629 code for a protein of 542 amino acids. Gene Ontology annotation, molecular function: transmembrane transporter activity. Gene Ontology annotation, biological process: transmembrane transport. The record is from RefSeq and is a predicted model, not a curated record. NCBI's taxonomy places the organism in Eukaryota, Fungi, Ascomycota, Eurotiomycetes, Eurotiales, Aspergillaceae.